Panicum hallii is the source of this 2740-nucleotide messenger RNA. RefSeq lists its product as uncharacterized. Lineage: Eukaryota; Viridiplantae; Streptophyta; Magnoliopsida; Poales; Poaceae. Bases 156 to 2264 code for a protein of 702 amino acids. The transcript is spliced from 6 exons. Gene Ontology annotation, biological process: intracellular signal transduction. The record is from RefSeq and is a predicted model, not a curated record.
CUGCCGCGCUCCCCCUCCUCGCCGUUGCGCUGAGACCAAAUCCCAAAUCCCGUUACGCAGCCAAAGAAAUACCGUUCCGUUCGGGCGCCCUCUCCUCCCCGUUCGUAAACCCUGACACCGCCCCGGGAGGCGGGAGCCGAGAGGAGCGCCGCGCGAUGGGAGAAGAGACCCUCGUGGCCAUGCCGCUCGCGCCCCACCACCACCACGCCCGUCUCGACGCGCUCCCCCACCACGUCUCCCCCGCGCCGCAGACGCAGGCGCCGGAGCCGCCGCCGCCGCAGCAGGCGCCGGAGCCGGAGAGAACCGUUGCGGACGAGGAGGAGGAGCGGGAUCGUGGCGGCGUCGUCGAGCCGCCGGCGGGAGUCCCGCGGCCGGAGACCCCGCCGCCCGCGCUCGCCGCCGAGGUGGGGGAGGACGUGUACUACGCGCGCCGGAUGCUGCAGGGCGCGGUGCUGCGGCCGCCGCCGCACCUGCCGCAGCCCGAGGCGCCGCCGGGCCUGGCGCGGGCGCUCUCCGCGCCCGCGCACCCGCACGGCUACGCGGAGGAGGCAGAGGAGGCGGGAGGGAAACAGAGGCCCGUGGACCGCUCCGCCUCCGCAAACUCCGCCAUCGUGGACGUGGGACGCAUCGGGCGGUUCCUCCGCGACCGCCGCGACGUGCUGUCGUCGGCCUUCACCCGCCGCAUCUCGUCGCUCAAGGAGCCCUCGGCGCCGGCCGCGGCCGACACCUACGGCGUGCAGGAGAUCCACCUGCCCAACGUGAAGGUCACGGUGCGCCUCAAGGACACGAUCGCCGCCGACGCCGCCGAGGACGACGCCGGGUACUCCUUCUCGGGCGGGCACAUCAAGGGCCGGGUGAGCUUCUUCUCCCGCUCGGGCUGCCGCGACUGCGCCGCCGUGCGCGCCUUCUUCCGGCAGUCCGGCCUGCCGUACGUGGAGAUCAACCUGGACGUGUUCCCGGAGCGCGAGGCCGAGCUGGCCGCCCGCGCGGGCGCCGCGGCCCGGGUGCCCCAGAUCUUCCUCAACGAGAAGCUCCUGGGCGGGCUCGUCGUGCUCAACUCCCUGCGCAACAGCGGCGAGUUCGAGCGCCGCGUGCGCGACCUCGCGGGCCGGCGGUGCCCCGACUCGGCUCCCCGCGUGCCCGUGUACGGGUUCGACGACGAGGCCGGCGGCAAGGACGAGGGGGAGGACGCAGUGGUGGCCAUCGUGCGGGUGCUCCGGCACCGGCUGCCGAUCCAGGACAGGUUCGUCCGGGUGAAGCUCGUCAAGAACUGCUUCUCCGGCGCCGACAUGGUGGACGCCAUCGUGAACCAUCUCGAGUGCGGCAGGAACAAGGCAGUGGAGAUAGGCAAGGAGCUCGCAAGAAAGCACUUCAUCCACCACGUCUUCAGGGAGAACGACUUCGAAGACGGCAGUCAGAACCUGUACCGGUUCCUGGAGCACGACCCUGCCGUUCCCAAGUACUACAACUUCCGGGGCUCCACCAACGACGGUGAGCCCAAGCCGGCGGCCGCCGUCGGGCACAGGAUGACCAAGAUCAUGCUCGCCAUCCUGGAGGCCUACGCCUCCGACGACCGCCGCCACCUCGACUACAGCCGCAUCGCCGCCAGCGAGGAGUUCAGAAGGUACGCGAACCUGGUGCAGGAGCUCCAGCGGGCGGACAUGACCGCGCUCCCCGCGGAGGAGCGGCUGCCGUUCUUCCUGAACCUGCACAACGCGAUGGCCAUCCACGCCGUGAUCCGGGUCGGCCAGCCGGGCGCCGUCGACCGGCGGCCCUUCUUCUCCGACUUCCAGUACAUCGUCGGCGGGCACCCCUACUCCCUCGCGGCCAUCAGGAACGGCAUCCUCAGGGCCAACCGGCGGCAGCCGUACACGCUGGCCAAGCCGUUCGGCUCCAACGACAGGAGGCUCGAGCUCGCGCAACGGAGGGCGAAUCCGCUCGUGCACUUCGCGCUGUGCGACGCGACGCGGUCGAGCCCGAUCGUCCGGUUCUACACGACGCAGGGCGUGGAGCCUGAGCUCCGGCACGCUGCCAGGGAGUUCUUCCUCCACGGCGGCGUGAAGAUCGACCUGGAGAGCCGGACCGUCCACCUCACCAGGAUCAUCAAAUGGUACACCGCUGAUUUCGGGCAGGACAGGGACAUUCUCCGGUGGCUCCUCAACUACCUGGACCCGACCAAAGCCGGGCUCCUGACGCACCUCCUCAACGACGGCGGCCCGAUCAGCAUCUCCUACAUGAAUUAUGACUGGUCCCUGAACGUCUGAGAAAAUUCAUCCAAGUCUACUUGUGCGUACAGUGGUGAAGCUUGGGGGCGUGCCACGCCCACGACCCACGGUAUAGUCAGAGUUGCACUCAGUCGGAUUGGCAAUUGGCUAAUGGCCAACGGGACGAAUCACUGAGCAUAGAUGCCAGAAGAAUGUGGAGCUUGAUCAGUAAAGGGAAGCCUGGACUAUGUAUAUAGUAUUGUUACUUGUGAGCUCCAAUAGGGAAAGAAAAAAAAAGAGUAAAUUUAUGUGGGGAAAUGCACUGUUUUGUUUAGGUGUUGCAAUUUUCGUAUUGAAGAGGUUUUUUUUUCUCGAACAAGGUUUUCUUUUUUGUUCUUUUGGUAGCUCAGUAACCUGUUGGUAGUACGUACACUUGAUGCAGCAGCAAGAUCGCCCGCACCUGUUUCUCCCGUGUCCGUGUGCUGCGUGAGUGCAGGUUCACGCUCAGGGACAAUCUUUCAGUAGCAUUCAGACAA